Messenger RNA from Amaranthus tricolor (Joseph's coat), 1587 nucleotides. RefSeq names its product cysteine-rich repeat secretory protein 55-like. The record is from RefSeq and is a predicted model, not a curated record. Lineage: Eukaryota; Viridiplantae; Streptophyta; Magnoliopsida; Caryophyllales; Amaranthaceae. The coding region runs from base 17 to 973 and encodes 318 amino acids. The transcript has a single exon.
GAUUAAAUUUAUUUUAAUGAGACGAAAUUUAGGAUAUUUUAAGGUUAAAAUUCAAGUGUCAAAAAUGUCUGCUACAAGUUACCCUGCGCCAAACCAUACAUCACUAAUCACACUAUAUAAACAUAUCAAUUUACCUAAAAAUUCAUCCAAACUACAAAACACAAAUAACUUAAUUAUACACAUAACCAUGAACCAAAUUCUCCAUAUACUUGUUUUACUUCUUGUAUCAGUAACUUAUUAUUCCUAUGCAGAUGAUCCUUCAGGAAACUACUGCAAUCCAAACACAGUCGUAAGCAGUAGCAGCAAAAUAUCAUCAAACAUAGACCACUUAUUAGCUGAUAUUCUCACCAAAUUUCAGCAGGGUGCAACCUUUAUUAUGUCCUCAUAUGGCACUAACAAAGACAUGAUUUACGGGUUAGCCCAAUGUCGCGGUGAUUUGAGCUCUCAGAAUUGUUUGAGCUGCAUCCAAGAUGCAGCUCAACAAGUCCGAGACCUCUGCCCUACACAAUCCGAUGCUCGGAUUUGGUAUGAUUAUUGCUUCUUAAGGUAUAGUCAAGAUAAAUUUUAUGGUCAAGUGGAUACAUCAAUUGGUACAUUGUAUAAAAAUACACAAAAUGUUACAAAUCCUGAUAGUUUUAAUCAUGAAUUGGGCAAUUUGUUUGAUAAGAUUAGUGAACAGGCAACUAAGCCUUCUAAUGAUGGGUUAGGAAAAGAUGAGAAGAAAUUGUCUGAUUUUGACACAUUGUAUGGGUUGGUUCAGUGCACAAGGGAUUUAUCUCCUGUGAAUUGUAGGCAGUGUUUGGCUAUUGCAAUUCAGAAUUUUGAUGAUUUUUGUAGUAAUAGUAAGGGAUGUAGGGUGUUAUAUAGUAGUUGUUAUGUUAGAUAUGAACUUUACCCAUUUUUCUUUCCAUUAGAUGAUCAACCACCAAGAAAUAUUGGCCAUACUUUAAGGAAGUCUUUCAAUCAUCAUUAAGUUUGUUGUGUGGACGACAAAGGAAACUGAUUGAUUGGUUCAUGUUGAUGACUUCAAUCUUUUGGUAUUAAGGUUAUCAUGAAAAUUAUAAUUAUUACUAAUUACAUAAGUAAAUAAGGCAUAGAGAAGCUUUGCCCAUUUUCAAUUAGAAAGUGAGACUACAAAAAAUGUGUGUUGUUUUAAUUAUGAUUAUAGCUAAUGGUAUUAGAAGCCAGUGUGAUAAGAGGUUACGGUUCGAAUCUCAACCAGCCCUCAUUUAAAGUGGAUUUGUUGAACAAUAUGAAUAUGACUUGAUCUGUUUUUCACCACCCGAAAUCAUUCCAAACACCCGAAUGGCAAGCUCUAAACCCAUCUCCUACCAAGUAAAAUGCAGUAAUUGAGCUGCGUACUUCUAAUCAUAGUAUUUGUAAUCUUGAAUUUACAAAUAAGUUCUGUUGAAUUAAAAAUUGUUUAUUUAUAUAUUAAUAAUAAUUAAUUAAUCAGUUGAACUCCUCUCAAUCUUACAUAUUAGUUUUCUACAAUUAAAAAUUAGUAACUUUAGAAAAUAAUGUAUAAACUGGUUCAAUUCAAUGGAACUAGUUCUAUAAAAAUUAAUUUAGUCCAACAAAAAUACA